Molecule: messenger RNA, 2857 nt
Organism: Oldenlandia corymbosa var. corymbosa
Lineage: Eukaryota; Viridiplantae; Streptophyta; Magnoliopsida; Gentianales; Rubiaceae
Source: the annotation of a GenBank genome assembly
GAACAACCCUAUCUGCUCUUACCAUCUUUUCCCGAAAACUAUAAAUACCUUUCAUUUCUAAACCCCUCAAUUUUUUAGCCCUAGACCCUUCUUCCACUGGCCGCAAUAUGCUCCGCCCCGACAAAUUCUUCAUUUUCUUCCCCAUUCGUUUCUUAAUCCGUUGUUAUACUCCUUUUUCUUCGCAAUUUAAGUGAUUUUACCAGGUCAAUUUAGCUGAAUUUGGUGUUCUUCAGCUGAAACUUUGAUCUCUGGUGGUUGUUCAAAUAUAUCUUUUUCACCGGUGAAGUUGAAAUGUGUAUUGAAGAUUUCGACUUGCACGAAGGGUUUAUCCUGUGUUUUUGGGGUUCUUCUGUUCCGUAAUGAAUGGUGUGGAGUUGGCUCUCCCGGAAGCGGUGAUCUCUACGGCAAAACUCAUGGGGUCGAGGGGUUUUGGCGGCGGCGGCGGCGGAGAUGUUGGGGCUUCCAUCGGGAAAGUUGAGAUUGGCCGGUCAGAGGCUAAUUCGGCGGCAAUGCUUUCCUCUGUUGACUCGUAUGGUCAAAGAGACCCAGCCUUUUUAUUCAAGAUACCUGAUUCUCGCCGGUACCUCCCUAAUAGCCAGCGGCCAAGCUCUCACAGCAUAGAUAAUUCCAAAGAAUUGAAACAUGGAGUUAAUGCUUCGCAAGCUUUGAUCUCUGGUUCAGAGGCUAAACAGUUGCAGCGAUCUGGGAAGGUGUCAAGAAGCAAUAGUGGGUCUUUGAAGAGGCCACGGGUUGUACAGUUGUCACUUCCGUUAAGUGAAAAUGGUGAAGAAGAUAGAAAGAGCAAUUCGGGGGUUGGAGCGAGUCCGAUAAAAAGCAUAAAUGCAGAGAAAGCUCAACUUACUAAGCAAAAGAGCAAUUCAAAUGUCAAGCGUGCUGAUAAACGAAAUGGUAGAACUCCUAGAAGCAGAAGUGAUUCGUUUUGUCUGAAAAAUGGGUUCAACUUCAGCUCCGUUGGUGGAGGCGGGAACUUUCUUGCCUAUGGUUCCAAAUCAGACAUAUUUGAUGUUGCAAAGCCCAUUGAUGAACUGCCUCUUGAUGCACUACUUGAUGGCAGUUACAAGAGACCUAGAUUGGAAAAUGAAAAGGGAAAAGAUGUUCGAGAUUUAAAUGAGAAUCUUCUGAAUUCAGUUAGAAAGGCCUGUGCUGUUCUUCAGCUUGGGAGUCCUGUCCCUAUCCAGAACUCUGUGGAGGUUGAUAAUAAUUACAAUCAGAAGGUUUCAGUUGGUCCAAUUAGCUCUGGUAGUUCUUCAUCAAGUAGGAUGGAUAGUAAAGCUGAUUCCUCCACCGUAAGUGGGCCUUCUACCAAUAAGGAUUCUUCUGGAGAUGUUAAAUCACCUGCCUUCACUAUCGACUCUCUACUAAUUGCCCCAAGAGAUGUGUUGGAGCGACUGGCGCUUCCCCCAUCUAAGGAGCUGGACUCUUUGCUCCUUGAUGCGGUAAAACCAGCUUCAUCUUCGAGAAAUGCAACUGAGCUACGUAUGGGAAAGAGCACAUCUUAUCGAAAUGGCUUGCCGCCUUUUACUUGGUCCAUAAAUUCCUCUGGGAGUUCAAAGUCCGGGGCUGAUGCAGUUAGAAUAUCUGCUAGUAGGACUGCAUGCCCGGGCAGAUGGGUAAAAGUGGGAAACACUCUCACUCCUUCUGAAGAUUCUGAUGGUUCAUUGGUGGAUAUUCAAUCACUCACUUUUGACCAAAGACUAGUUCCUGUGGGGAAGCUAGAGUCUGUACCCCUUGGAGUCGAAAGAUUCUCAUCCAAAUGUGUGAGCAUUUCUCCCUCUGAAGUUGAAUUAACAUCAACAGCAUGCUCAGCUUCCAUGGAACCUGCAGUUGAUUAUUCACCAAGACUCUUGGAUGCUGCUGAGACGCUCUGUGGAAUUGCAUCUCACUCUUUGUACCAGAGCUCACAGGAAGCCUCAAAAUCUGUAAAUAAACCUUCCCAGAAGAUUGCAGAAGCUUGCAACUUUAAAUUAACUCAAAGAUCUAUGAUACCUGGAGUGGCACACACAGCAUCAGCAGGGCGUGAUAAUGUUUUCAAAGCCUCUGAUGCUGUGUUUUCAUCUAGGAUUAGACUGGACAAAAGGACAGACACUGGUUGUCUUACAAACCUUUGUAGAAAAGAGCCGAUAAAUGGGUCCGCUCCUAGAUCAAUCAGAUCCUCGCCUAGUAAGCCGUUGCGAGAUUCAGAUUUGGAGAAGAAACCUUACAAAAACAACAUUAUAAAUAGGUCAUUCAUGAUGCCACCACCUACCUCUAGGGUGAUUGAUAGGGCUUGUAGUAGUAGUAGGCAGAAGCUGAAGCAGAUAGGGUCAGCAGGAUGGAACAACUCUGCAGCCAAAAACCUGGAUUGAUAAAGCUCCUUGUCUUAGACAGAAAAUCAACUUUCUGUCAGAUUCAUCGUGGUUGCUCAUUUGAGCAACCGUGGAUUUUGUGCGUAGGGGAUGGUAGUUCUGUACAUAUCUUGUAGAAGGGUUUGUUGUAAGUUGUAACAAUUAGCUGUAAAAUGUGUAUAAAUACAGUUUAUCCUGGAACUUCAUAUUUGCCUAGUUGUAGAUGAUGAUUAACGAUAUGAGUUUUAUUCAUAAAAUUGUACCAAUGUCUGUGCUUGUCAGUUUUCAGGUGAAUAAUAAAUUUGACAAGUUACUUUUUAUUUCUGCACCCAAUCAAAUAAUUCUGUCUCAAUGACAUGUAAUGCUGUAAACGUGAUUUGUGGGAUUUAAUUAGAUUCAUUGUGACUAAAGAAUGUAAUAGAGUACUAGAUGCUUGGCCUGGACAGAUGCCCGGGUGUCUUCUCUAAAUUACUAUUUUAUUAAAAUCUAAUUGAAUUAUUAUUUUUUGAGAA